Messenger RNA from Penicillium angulare, 1710 nucleotides. RefSeq lists its product as uncharacterized. The record is from RefSeq and is a predicted model, not a curated record. Gene Ontology annotation, molecular function: carbohydrate:proton symporter activity. NCBI's taxonomy places the organism in Eukaryota, Fungi, Ascomycota, Eurotiomycetes, Eurotiales, Aspergillaceae. Bases 1 to 1710 code for a protein of 569 amino acids. Gene Ontology annotation, biological process: carbohydrate transport; transmembrane transport. Gene Ontology annotation, cellular component: membrane. The transcript is spliced from 2 exons.
AUGGAGGACUUGAAGGCCGCCACUCAUGUUGAGCACAAGCUCGCCGUGCCGUCACAGUCCUUGGGGGAGAACACCAUCGGAAUUGAAGACGAAGUUCUUUUCCAGAUGGCUGAGCAGAUUCCGGACUUUGCCAACCUCAUCGAGAAGGCCCGUCGCGCGUCCAAUUUUGAACAUCACUUGACCAACUGGGAUGCAUUCAAGCAAUUUCCAAAAGCGGUUUUUUUCUCGUUUGUUUUGUCCCUUGCCAUCAUCAUGGAGGGAUACGACACCUCUUUGCUCGGCUCAUUUUACGCUUAUCCGACCUUUCAGAAGCGAUUUGGUGUUCCAUCCAAGGAAGGUGGCUAUCAGGUCACAUCCAAUUGGCAAACCGGCCUGCAGAACGGAACUAAUGUCGGACAAAUUCUGGGCCUUCUUAUCGCCGGUAUUAUUGCGGAUCGAUGGGGUUACAAGAAGACCAUGCUUGGCGCCUUGAUCUCGCUUAUCGGCUUUAUUUUCAUCAUGGUCUUCGCCAAAGAUAUCGGAAUGUUAUUCGCCGGGGAGGUUCUCUGUGGAAUCCCUUGGGGUGCUUUCCAAAUCUUGACAACUACCUACGCCGCCGAGGUUAGCCCUAUCAUUCUUCGUCCAUACCUCACCACUUAUGUCAACUUGUGUUGGGUCACUGGUCAAUUCAUCUCGACUGGAAUUCUGCGAGGUCUCCUAGGUCGCACCGACGAAUGGGGGUGGCGAAUUCCUUAUGCUAUUCAAUGGAUCUGGCCCGUUCCAAUCAUCAUUGGCGUUCUUUUCGCCCCUGAAUCCCCUUGGUGGUUGGUUCGUCACGGCAAACUCGAGGAUGCAAAGCGGUCACUGUCUAAAUUAUCCCGGCCUGGUGACUCUAAGUACGAUAUCGAUGACGCCCUUGCUCUUAUGAUCAUAACCGAUACUCACGAAAAGCUAACCCGUGAGGGUGUCUCUUACGGGGAUUGUUUUAAAGGAGUUGAUAGGCGACGUACCGAGAUCGUCUGCUUUGUCUGGUGUUGUCAAGUUUUUUGUGGGAUCUGGUAUGGAGGCAAUAUAGUCUAUUUUCUCCAGCAGAUAAACUUCACCAAUAAUCAAUCAUUUGACUUUGGUCUUGGGGUCAAUGCCAUCGGGUGGUGCGGCACGGUCUGUUCAUGGUUUGUCAUGCAGCGGGUUGGUCGGAGAAAACUUUUUGUUACGGGACUUGGGAUUAUGUUCACGGUAUUGAUGUUGGUGGGUUUUCUGGGUAUCCCAAGCCAUACCACCCCGGGACUCAGCUACUCGUCGGCUGCUCUUCUUUUGGUGUUUGUUUUCACUUACGACCUGACGGUAGGUCCCGUCACUUACUGUCUUAUCUCUGAGAUUCCGUCCACUCGCUUGCGGAUCAAGAGUGCAGUUCUCGCCCGCAACUGCUAUAACAUCGCCAGCAUCAUCGCCAACUUCCUUAAUCCUCCCAUUCUCAACCCCACUGCAUGGAAUUUGAAGGGCAAAGGAGGUUUUAUCUGGGCACCUUUCUGCCUCAUUUGCUUUGUCUGGUCAUUAUACCGUCUACCAGAGCCUAAGGGACGCACUGCACCCGAGCUUGAUAUUUUGUUCGAGAAGCAAAUCCCGGCCAGGAAGUUUUCUAAGCUUAACGUCACUCCAUUUCGCUCUAACAACUUUGAAAUUAUCUCUGAUAGCACUGUUCUUACGGAGGAAAAAAUGACUUCAAAUUAA